AUGGCGAACCAAGAUCCAAUGGACCAAGAAACUCUAGAGCUUGCUGCGGAAAAAGAAAGAAAUCUAGUGGCUAGAUUGCCUCCUUGUUCCGAGUUGCUAGCAAAAAUUUGUAUUCUAAAGGCAGAGUUUUUCCUCAAACAGCAACUCAACAACCACAAUGCCUCGAUGCCAAGUUAUGACGGCUUCAUCAAAGUCGAUAUGAUCCUCAGUGUCCUGGGAGCAUUCAAAGAUCAGUGUCAGCCAGGGAACAAAGAACUUGUGAAGCGGACUUUGGUACUCGCUGAAGAAUUGGCUAAUGAGAUAAAAUCCCUUGAUAAUACCAAGAAGAUAACUAUGUUUCUGGGAAAACAUUCACUUUUGCUGUGGCUUUUAAGGAUCGUCUCUUUCAAGUCUGAAUCAUCUUUAGCAGAGUUAUUGAAGAGUAGGGGUUCUUCCAUAACUCAUAUGAUGGAUCAUAUUCAGCACCUUGUAAAGGAGCUUACAUAUUUCAAAGGCAUUUUUUACAAACUAAGCUGCAAAAACAUAAGUAAGCUUCUGAAACAUGAUCUUGAAUCAAUGACACCAGUGAAGCAUCACAUUGUGGAAGUUGUGAUUUAUCUAAAGUUAUUCAAAUCUUUCCUUGUGCAAGUAAAAGAUCCAGAUAUCGAGCUGGAGGAAAUGACGGAUCUCGCCAAACAAAUCAUAGAUGCCGCAUACAAACUAGAGUACGAUGUUGAGACGCUUAAGCUCAAACAAGGGCGAAUUGAAGUUUUUGAUGCAUUCUUGCCUCUAGAUACGUGGAAAUCGUUAUUUGAAAGAGAAAGAGAAGCGAGUUUGGAAAACGUGUCAUUUGGUGGUUUUCGAAGGGAGGAACGUGCUAGUACUUCUCGAAACCGUGAUGAAGAGGAGACACCUUCAUUUGCACAAAAUGACUACCGGGAAGAGUUGGAUUCCGACUACAUAGCUCCAAAUAAAAGCGAAGAAGACUGUGAUGUCUCCGGAGAGAGUGAUUUUGAAGAAAGUGAUGAUGAAAGGUUGGAAAAUGAGGAAAGGGAUUGUAAUCUAUUCGCCCGACGCCAUGUAUAUAGUAAGAUGGGGAACUGGGAUGCCUCAUGUGUAGACAAGGAUGAGUUUGCUCUUAAGAUGUGGAAUGAGACGCCCGAAGGAAUGGACAUUGGUGUUUGUUUCAAAUCUCAAUCGGAAGCAAAGCAUGCUGUCAAAUUAUGGAACAUCCAUCAUAAAAGGGAAUAUACGGUCGCUGCGAGUAGUCCAAGGACGUGGGCUGUGCGGUGCAGAACAUUUAAUGUGGAAAGUGAGGAUGGUGAACCACCAUGUGAGUGGAAGAUGCGUGUGUCAUUGAAAGCUCACGGCCUUCAUGAAAUUGUGAGAUGGCAUGAUGCACAUAAUUGCAUGACUCCUGUGAAUGAUAAUGACAAUCGGUAUAUCGCUGCGCUUAAGUUUACUAAUCCUGAGACUGUAGUAGAGUGGGAAUGGAAGGAGGGACAAGAAGGGUUGUUGAGCGCAAUGUCACAGAUGGAUGAAUGGCGUGAUUUAGGUGAUGGUGGGCACUUUCUUUGCCUCCGCCACGUUCGCAGCAAUCUUGUGUCGCGAUAUAAUAGCAAAAAGGUGAAGCGGUUAUGUUGGAAGAUGGGCACGACGCUUUCAAGAGUGAAAUACAACCGUAUGAGGGCAGAGCUUAUUGAAUUCAAACCUGCUGCAUGGGAGUAUCUUCGGGGGAUUGGAGGGAGUAACUGGGCUCGAUUGAAAGCCACUCUUCGCCGUUGGGGGAUAGCGACAACCAACAUUUCUGAGAGUUACAACAAUGCGUUGAAAGGGAUCCGUUUUUUACCAACAGGAUACCGGACAUUAAAACAUUCUGCCUCAAGGGCCGUAGAUGAGAUGGGCCGUGCACUACCUGAAAAUUCCACUGUCCAUCGAUUCGAGCAAAGGGCCAGGACACUUACACUGCAUUUUAUUAGCAGUUUCAUGUUUCCGAACAAGACGCAGAACACUGUCAAUCUACAGUUCUUGGCCCAGGUUGAGGAUUUGGAUCAGUGUAGUCGAUACAGUUGGAGAUCGGCACUGCUGGCUGGGUUGUACUCUGGACUAUGCGAGGCAUCACAGUAUACCAUGAACGACGCCACUGGGUGUCUAUAUUUGCUACAGGUAUGGGCGUAUGAGCGGAUCGAGAGGAUCACGCCCCAAAGAAAAGGAGUAGAUUAUUUGAUUGAUGAGACCGCUCCAUUAGCUCAGCGGUACACGUACGGCGACGCCCCAAGGAGCAGCACUCCACCUUUUAGAGAUCAAUUAACAAAUCUGCGUGUUAAAGAUUUUCGGUGGCAACCAUAUGCACAUGUCCUCCAUAGACUCCCUGAUUUCUGUACACAAGGCCAAGCCAUUUGGACGACUAGGUGUUGGAUGUUCUGUUGGGCUAUUAGGGAACCCCACGAGUCGGGCAGAGUCGUACGACAAUUUGGAUACAUACAGGAUGUUCCCAAGCACCCCAUGAUUAAAGAUAACGCAGCAUUCCUUCUCGAUCACGCCCACAGUAUGUCUGGGUAUCCUAGCAAUAAUUGGGAGGAUCACCAUUCCGCAGUACGCCGUCAUUGGAAUAGGAGAGAAGAGUUCGUGCUACGAGAUUUGGAGGAAGGAGAUCCUAGUUCCGUAUAUGAGGGGUACUAUGAAUGGUUCAUGGUGAACACUGUCAGACUGAUAUCCAAUCCCGGUAAUUAUGAACCUCAAGGAUACGAGACUUCUUCGAGCCGCGUGAAAUUAUAUGGUGAAGUAUUGAACAACAUUCGCGUGAGUACUGAGAGGUUUAGAGAAAAACAAGAAGAUGAUAAUCUCCUAGACGAAGAACUUGACAAACAUUUGGACGAUAUCAUCAAUCAAAUGAUGAGAUGGAGGUGGAUGAUACCCAAAUCCUGGUUGAUGAAGAUCCAUUUUUGCGCUCACAACCUCCGCCGGGUAAAAAAGCGAAACCGUGGUCAAGAGAUAAGAUUGGAGGAGGAAGAAAGAGAAAGAUCCAGGAAUGCCAUUGAUGGUGAAAAUGGAUAA
Oldenlandia corymbosa var. corymbosa is the source of this 3036-nucleotide messenger RNA. The record is from the annotation of a GenBank genome assembly. NCBI's taxonomy places the organism in Eukaryota, Viridiplantae, Streptophyta, Magnoliopsida, Gentianales, Rubiaceae.